AUGUCCAAGGAAAUGAUGCGCGCCAUCGUCAUGCACGAGAUCGGUGGGCCUGGAGUACUGAAGCUCCAGACGGUCCCCAAACCGAUCCCCACCGCCGGCGAAGUGCGCAUCCGCGUCAAAGCUUUUGGACUCAACCGAUCCGAGCUGUUCACUCGCCAGGGCCAUUCUCCCGGGGUGAAAUUCCCGCGUGUGCUCGGAAUCGAGGCAGCCGGGCUUGUCGACGAUGCCGCUCCAGAAUCAGGGUUUCACCAGGGGGAGGUAGUCGUCACCGCGAUGGGAGGGAUGGGACGUACCUUUGAUGGAGGAUACGCCGAAUACACAGUGGUACCCGCGAUCCAGGUGCGACGCAUCAACACGACCGCUGCAUUCGGGCCGGAUAGGCCUGUGCCAUGGGAUCUGCUUGGGGCCCUUCCUGAGCUUAUGCAGACAGCGUGGGGAUCGUUAGUGACCAGUCUUCAGCUGGGGUCCAACGAUCGACUGCUGAUACGGGGAGGAACCACCAGCGUAGGUCUGGCCGCUGCAACCCUCGCUCGAUCCCAGGGUGUCUCCGUCACUGUGACCACCCGGAACCCAGCGCGCAUCGAGUUUUUACGUGGACUCGGCAUUGACGACGUCAUUAUAGACAGCGGGUCGAUCCUUUCCGAGGUCCAAAAACGAAGCCCGUUCAGCAAGAUCCUCGAGCUGGUCGGAGUCACCACCUUGGAGGACUCCCUGCGAUGUGCAGCACCCGGUGGUACCGUCUGCAUGACGGGCAUUGCGGGCAACAAGUGGACCUUCGACCAGUUCACCCCCAUGGCCUCGAUUCCGACUUCGGUCAAAUUGACCACCUAUGCCAGCAGUACGGAAGCCCUCCUAAAAACGCCCCUCGAGGAAAUUGCCCGAGACCUGGCUGCGGGGAAGAUGCAGUUGCCCAUUAAGACCUUUCCGUUCGACGGCAUUGUGGAGGCACAUCGGUUGAUGGAGGAGGGUGCCUUGGCGAAGAUCGUCAUGUUAAUCUAG
This is a messenger RNA of Aspergillus sclerotioniger CBS 115572, 999 nucleotides long. RefSeq names its product zinc-binding alcohol dehydrogenase family protein. Gene Ontology annotation, molecular function: oxidoreductase activity. The record is from RefSeq and is a predicted model, not a curated record. NCBI's taxonomy places the organism in Eukaryota, Fungi, Ascomycota, Eurotiomycetes, Eurotiales, Aspergillaceae. The transcript has a single exon. Bases 1 to 999 code for a protein of 332 amino acids.